Aedes albopictus (Asian tiger mosquito) is the source of this 1094-nucleotide messenger RNA. RefSeq names its product JNK1/MAPK8-associated membrane protein. The record is from RefSeq and is a predicted model, not a curated record. Gene Ontology annotation, cellular component: membrane. The coding region runs from base 109 to 1005 and encodes 298 amino acids. The transcript has 3 exons. Gene Ontology annotation, biological process: response to unfolded protein. Gene Ontology annotation, molecular function: ubiquitin protein ligase binding. NCBI's taxonomy places the organism in Eukaryota, Metazoa, Arthropoda, Insecta, Diptera, Culicidae.
CAUAAACAAAAUUCUCAAAACAAAACGGUGUUUGCAAAGUUUUUUAUUGAAAAUGAAGAUUUUCAGAUGGAUUUAUUCGUAAACUAAUCGGUUCUCCUCAGUGAAACUAUGCUAAAAGCAGUGGAAAAGUGUCCGGGCUUGUACUGCGGCCGGACGCUGUUGGAAAAUGCAUCGUACAGUGACUGUGGUGCUUGUAUGCGGGGCUUCCGGGUCGACAAGCAGUACAUUUGCUCGCCCUGCCAGAACGACCUCAGCGAGUACGACUGGCUCUAUCUGGGCUUUAUGGCCAUCCUACCGCUGAUCAUCCACUGGUUCUGUAUCGAUCUGAACCGGCAAAACCAGCGCAAAUUCACCAAGGGGGAAAUGAUUCUGCACGCGAGCGCCUGCAUCGAGGUACUGCUGUCGGCGUUCUUAACCAUUCUCUUCACGGAUCCCGUCUGGGAGUUGCGGAUCAAUUCCUGUGGCGUCCGAGUGCUGUCCGAUUGGUACACGCUGUUUCACAAUCCGACACCGAACUACGAGACGACGCUGUACUGCACCCAGGAGGCGGUUUACCCGCUGCAGACGAUGAUCUUCGUGUUCUAUCUGUUCUGCGUUACGUUCAUGAUAAUCAUAAGGCCGGUGCUGAACGCGAGAGCCUUGCCCGUUUGCGGGAAGAUGGCCGUGUAUUACGCACUGUAUAUCUUCCCGAUACUUUCGCUGCUGCAUGCAGUGGCCGGUGGUCUUAUUUAUUACCUGUUCCCCUAUCUCAGCAUUGUAAUCUCGGUGGUAUCGAAUGCAUUGCAUUUCUCGUUCAAACUGGACCAGACGAUGAGGUCUUUGCUGGAAAAUUCAGUCACACAGAUGCGCAAUGUGACUAUUAUUCUGGGACAUUGGCUAUUGCUGGCGUAUGGAAUUAUUUCGAUUCGUUUCGAAAUUUCUUAUUUCUCCCUGUUGCUUGUGCCCGUUCCGGCACUAUUUUACAUCUUUACCGCCAAGUACACCGAUCCGGAUAAUUUUAAGUAAAUUCCACAAUUUAGAACUGUAGCCCUAAAUAUGUUUUAAUUAGUUAUCCAAGAACACUGUGUGAUAAUUUAUUGCUAUUUCCUUUAGAA